CGAUUAUUUAGUAAUUAAAAGUUAAUUAUUGAAUAUUUAACCGCCCAAUUUAUUUUUAAAAUUUAUCAAACAUAUAUUAGAUUUAUUUAAAAGUUAUUACGAUAUUAUUUGCAACAAUGGGGCUUGUGGGAAUAUUAUUCGUCACAGCAUUGAGCGUCGUCGUAUCCUUUGCUGACAUCGCAACUGAGGAUGGAGUUCUCGUUAUAACAAAAGAUAACUUCGAACAAGCAGUUAAAGAUCAUUCUUAUAUUCUCAUUGAAUUCUACGCUCCUUGGUGUGGUCAUUGCAAGGCAUUAGCUCCAGAGUAUGCCAAAGCAGCUAAAGCACUUGAGGAAGAAGGCUCGAAAAUAAAGUUGGGUAAAGUUGACGCGACAAUAGAGUCAGAGCUCGCCGAGAAAAACGGAGUUCGAGGAUACCCAACUCUCAAAUUCUAUCGCAACGGUUCACCGAUUGAUUACUCUGGUGGUCGUCAAGCCGACGAUAUCGUCAGUUGGUUGAGUAAAAAAACUGGUCCGCCUGCUAAAGAUUUACCAUCCGUUGACGAGGCCAAGGCACUUAUUGAUGCCAGCGAUGUCGUUGUCAUUGGAUUCUUCAAGAACCCAGAGUCUGAGGAUGCUAAAGUUUUCAUGGACGUCGCUCAGUCUAUUGACGAACAAGUAUUUGGUAUUUCCAGCGACGACAAAGUAUUUGAUGAGUAUGAAGCCAAAGAUGGUACUGUCAUUCUCUUUAAGAAGUUUGAUGAAGGCCGCAGUGUUUAUGACAGUGAAAUUGACGCUGAAAAGUUGAAAGAAUUCAUUGCAGUUCACUCACUUCCGCUCGUCGUCGACUUCAGUCAACAAACAGCUCAGAAAAUUUUCGGCGGUGAAGUUAAAAGCCACCUUCUCGCAUUCAUCAGCAAAGAAGCUGGAGAUUAUGAUAAAUAUGUCGAAGGAAUUAAGACAUCUGCCAACAAAUACCGUGGAAAAAUUCUUUUCGUUACAGUUAAUAUUGAUGAGUCUGAUCAUGAACGUAUCCUUGAAUUCUUCGGAAUGAAGAAAGAAGACGUACCUGCUAUGCGUAUUAUCAAACUUGAACAAGAUAUGGCCAAAUACAAGCCAGAAAAUCCAGAAUUGAGUGAAGAAAAUGUUUUGGAAUUCGUGACUGCCUUCUUCGAGGACAGACUUAAGAGGCAUUUACUUACCGAAGACCUACCUGAAGACUGGGACAAAAAACCAGUCAAGGUUCUCGUUGGCACCAACUUCUACGAAGUCGCCCACGACAAAUCGAAAAACGUCCUCGUCGAGUUCUACGCUCCUUGGUGCGGACAUUGCAAGCAGCUUGUUCCUAUUUACGAUAAACUUGGAGAGAAAUACGAAAGCGACGAAAAUGUUGUGAUCGCUAAGAUGGACGCUACAGCCAAUGAACUAGAAACAAUUAACAUCAAAAGCUUCCCCACUAUCAUUUUGUACAAAAAGGAAACCAAUGAAGCUGUUGAAUACAACGGAGAGCGAACACUCGAAGGUCUUUCUAAAUUCAUCGACUCCGAUGGCGCUUACGGACAAGCUGCCGAAGAAGUACAGGAAGAAGAUGAAGACGAUGAUGUGCCAAGAAAAGACGAACUGUAAUUUAAAAAAAAAAUGCUAUCUUAAUUAUUUUUCGUUUUUUAAUUCAGUAAACUUUUAAUUUUUUUCAUUAAAAUUUUAUGCAACAAAGAAAUUAUAAGGACUAAACAUUUAUUUAAUUUUUGAAAUUUAAAACGCGCGUUUAAAAGCUUUAGUUAUUCAAUAAUUAUUUUAAAGUAAAUAAUUACAAAGUUAGAUGUGUAUUUAUUUUAUUACAAAUUAAUUAUAACUAAUAAUCUUCCGAGAAAAAUUAAAAACUAUUUCUCUAUACUUCCGUGAUGGAGAUAUUUUUAUUCCUCGGUUAACACGAGUCUGAUUUAGCAAUAGUGCAAAUAAUUUUUGAAUAUCAAUUGAACAUAAUCUCUCAUUUAAUAUUUUUUAUUAUCAUCACGUAAAGUUUAUUAACAGAGUAUGCUAAUUCAGUAAUUAUAUAAGAUACGUCUUUUUUAUUUUAUUUAUCUUCAUUUUUAUAAAAAAAUUAAUCAUAGUUUUAGAAAAAAUACUAUCUCAUUAAAAUUGUAUCUCACAAUUAAUUAAUCCAAAAAUAAACUCAUCAAAUGUAAGGAUAAUUUUUACUAAAACUGCAUUCCGGGUAAUCAGGGAAGAAAGGAAAUGGAUUAUUUUUUUUUAAUAACUUUUGAAUGUGAAAUGGUUGUAAAAUGAGUAAAUUGAAUGAUAUUAACUGUAAUAAAAAAAAACUAAGGUCAAAAUGUGAAAAAUAGAUGAAAAAUUAUACUAUUAAUGUUUUUAUUAUAUAUUAUUCUUAAUGUGUAUAAAAUAUAUUAUUCUACUUUA
Molecule: messenger RNA, 2396 nt
Organism: Microplitis demolitor
Lineage: Eukaryota; Metazoa; Arthropoda; Insecta; Hymenoptera; Braconidae
Gene: Pdi
Product: protein disulfide-isomerase
Exons: 4
Coding region: 117-1604 (495 amino acids)
Biological process (GO): response to endoplasmic reticulum stress; protein folding
Cellular component (GO): endoplasmic reticulum
Molecular function (GO): protein disulfide isomerase activity
Source: RefSeq, a predicted model, not a curated record